Lates calcarifer (barramundi perch) is the source of this 991-nucleotide messenger RNA. RefSeq lists its product as uncharacterized. Gene Ontology annotation, cellular component: nucleosome. The record is from RefSeq and is a predicted model, not a curated record. Bases 390 to 836 code for a protein of 148 amino acids. The transcript has 6 exons. Gene Ontology annotation, molecular function: protein heterodimerization activity; DNA binding; structural constituent of chromatin. Lineage: Eukaryota; Metazoa; Chordata; Actinopteri; Centropomidae.
CACCGAACCAGUGUGAUGUGUAUCCUGACGCUAACGUUCCCGCCCCAUUCAACGAGUUGUGGUGAUCCUCACCAAGCGCUCCCUAAACGUUUGCCCCGCCCACUCAUCCCAAGUUGAUUGGUUGAGCCGUAGAUGAGGCGUUGUUUGAAUUUUAGUUGGAUGCUGUUGUGUUUGGUGGCUACUUGGAGCUGUUUACAGUCACUUCGGUUUCCAGUAUUUUAUUUAAAAAUUCGUCCAGUUAUAUUGUUCAACUCCACAGGCGUCCAGCUCAGACGCCUCUGGAUGUUCCAGGACUCUCCCGCACACCUGUAGCAGCUCCCUCGUCUUUCUAGAGUGGGUCAGACCGUUACUGCAGCAUUUCACUGGUCCUGACCUGUGACUUGGAGACAAUGCGUCAUGAUUCAUCUGCAAGUCGACGGAAGGGCAAAACCCCUCAACGUCGCCCCCCGGUACCCGACCCAGGGCCCUCUGGUUCCACACCCAGGACCCCAAGACGAAGCAGAGUUUCAGGCGUGCCUCCUGUGUCUCCCAAGAAAAGAAGGUUUCGACCAGGAACCAAGGCCUUAAUGGAAAUCCGCAAGUACCAGAAGAGCACCGAUCUUCUGUUAAGGAAAGGACCCUUCUCUCGUCUGGUUCGUGAGGUGUGCCAAGGUUUUUCCAGAGAGGCUCUCAGGUGGCAGGUCUAUGCUCUUCUUGCCCUGCAGGAGGCUGCUGAGGCCUUUCUUGUCAUGUUAUUCUCAGACGCCAACCUGUGUGCCAUCCAUGCCAAGCGGGUAACCGUGUUCCCCCGCGACAUUCAAUUGGCAAGGAGGAUCCGUGGGGUGGAUAACAUGUAAAAACACACGUUUAUGUAUUUGUAGAAUAAUUUAACUAUCCAGAAUAGUUCUGUUGUGUUAGUGUGAUCACUGCUUUGUUAUAUUGACGUUUAUAUAUUGUUGAUGUGUAAAUGUUCCCCAAAAUGUAUUUUGUUAAUAAACCGCAAGAAUUUUUA